Messenger RNA from Diospyros lotus (date-plum), 981 nucleotides. RefSeq names its product auxin-responsive protein IAA1-like. The record is from RefSeq and is a predicted model, not a curated record. Bases 143 to 775 code for a protein of 210 amino acids. Lineage: Eukaryota; Viridiplantae; Streptophyta; Magnoliopsida; Ericales; Ebenaceae. Gene Ontology annotation, biological process: regulation of DNA-templated transcription. Gene Ontology annotation, molecular function: protein binding. The transcript has 5 exons. Gene Ontology annotation, cellular component: nucleus.
CCUAAGUGGCCCGAAUUCACUGCAUCAACCCACCGGGCACUCUCCCCACGUGGCACUCUUUUACGGGCUGCCACCAAUUUAUAGCCGCAAAGGAGAAGUCCCACUUUCCGCCAAGACGAGACAAUCUUUCGCAUGCAUAAUUAUGCCGCCGCCGGAAUCCAUGGAGUCCCCGCCGAAGUCUGGCAUCUUCGCCUUCAUGAGCUUCGACGAAACUGAGCUCACCUUGCGGCUACCCGACAACCAUUGUCCUCUGAAGAAAUUGGCAGCGAUGGCAGGGCCUAAUUGCUUGACUCGUGGACGUUUCCUGACCGUUGAUCUGAACGCCGGGAGAUAUGAUGUUGCCGACGGCGAUGAAAUAAUGUCUGAGAGCUCUUUAUCUAGCACUGGGAAAUCUCCCGCGGCUAAGGCGGACGUGGCUGGGUGGCCGCCGGUGAGAUCUUUCAGAAAGAAGGCGUUGGAGAGCCAUGCCCAUGCAUACGUGAAGGUGGCCGUCGACGGAGCUCCCUAUCUCCGGAAAGUAAACCUGGAGGCCUACGGUAAUUAUCCAGAUCUACUGAGGGCAUUAGAGGAAAUGUCCACUGGCUUUUCAACCUGCAAUAAUAAUAAUUUACAUAAGGAGAGACAGAUGGUGCCAACGUACGAAGAUAGAGACGGUGACUGGAUGUUAGUUGGAGACGUUCCUUGGAAAAUGUUCAAAGAUUCAUGCAAGCGUAUUCGAGUAAUGAAAAGCUCAGAGUGUCUUGGCAUGGCAUGGACAGUUAAUUGGCCCAUAUGAUGAAAGGAGCUCAAGAAGAAGAAGAAAAGCAGAAAGGAGAAAAGAAAAGAGAUGAAAACGUGCGUGUAACCAUCCAUGUACAUAUAUAGAAGAAGAUUGACAAAAAUAAGGGAUCUUAUUGUAGUUUUCAUUGGCUUUUGAGUCACUAACCAUUAGUGAUGAUAAUUUAUUUGAAAGAAAUCACUUAGCAUCUAUAUAUAAUAUUG